This is a messenger RNA of Nematostella vectensis (starlet sea anemone), 7878 nucleotides long. RefSeq names its product neuromedin-U receptor 2. Gene Ontology annotation, molecular function: G protein-coupled receptor activity. The record is from RefSeq and is a predicted model, not a curated record. NCBI's taxonomy places the organism in Eukaryota, Metazoa, Cnidaria, Anthozoa, Actiniaria, Edwardsiidae. Gene Ontology annotation, cellular component: membrane. The coding region runs from base 3390 to 4469 and encodes 359 amino acids. Gene Ontology annotation, biological process: G protein-coupled receptor signaling pathway. The transcript has a single exon.
AAACAAAUCUUACUAGUAAUGACAGAAUGUGUGUCAAGCGUCGUGAAGGUUUUCCGUUGUUCUAUUCACUUCCGUUUGAGUUGCGCAUGCUCACUGAAGCAAGCUCGAGAGCCAAUAAGAAUCGCCCUAGGAAUUAAUCAUUCCACAGCCUUGUACCUCGCCGCUGGCACGAGGCCUGCUGUAAACAAUGUGCUCGGUUCCAUAACUCAGACAGCCCUUUUUCGUAAAUCCAAGCCAGUGCUGUUAAUAUAAAACCACUCCCAGCAAAAAAACGUACCCCUUUGGGUUGUUCUAGCAUUGAUUAAUGUCUUCAUGUGUCUUUGGUUCAGCGAAUUGUUCGGGAAAAGGUUCGGAACUCGCCGCCGUUCGUGUGAUAAGUUCGUAACCGAGCGUAGACUAGUUCCAAGUUCUCUCACGACCAAGGGCAACCUGGGUGAUGGAAACGAAGCUCUACCUUUUUCUUAGGUAUGGAGCUCCGCUUUAACAAGUAGGCGAGGCCAGUAAAUCCACCAAGAACUUUACCGCUCUACCGCUGCCUACCCACACACCUCCCUCCCCUCUUAUAGGCCUUUUACUCACCACGCUUUUAGAGGGUAUUUAUCUGUUUACAGACCAAGUGCAUUACGUCGGUCUCUCGGUUUUUUAUUCAUUGAGACCGUGCUAAAAAUAGGAGCCUGCUACAAAAUAUUCUUCCAUCCUAUAAAUUGAUAUCUUUCUAAAACGCUCCCUUUGGAAAAUUCUUGUCGCAUCUUGUGUUUUCAAAAAAGUAUUUUUUUUAAACAUAUUGUUCAAAACAUGUUGCUUUUUUCCCCUUUGGCAGUUUAAUUGUCGCUAAUGAAAUGUGAAAACAGGAAAGAGACAAAUGAAUUUUUUCUUGAUAACCAUUACAACCCAAAUCAAUUUCCGACAUAAUUUUGGAACUGACGCAGAAGGCUUCAUUAUUUUUUUAGAUUAAGAUGCUUUUAGCGAGUCUCACUCCGUCUCGAUAUCAGUUAAAACCCAUAUGUCAUACGAUACAAGAGCUACCAAAAGGCUCGUAUUUUAUUACGCGCGGCUUACAAAGAGACAGCUUAACCAUCAGUGUGCGUUUGUAUGUAUUCGCCCAUGGCGAUUAUCAGGAAGAUGUAUUUCUGGUAUAAAAUCUAGCUUUAUUGAUAAACACACACGGUCUUGCUAGUCAUUACACUAUCAUUAAUGAGCGGAGUUUCAAUUUGUCUCUAAAUUAUUUUAAUUUUCUUGAGCCAUUAAUUCUGCAUCGCUUAUGUGUAACAGACGUGAAAAUGGUUAAUAGCGGGACAGGUGUAGCCUUCAACUUGAAUUUAUCAAUAAGUUCAAAACAUUUCAAGAUCACUUUACCUCAUAGGACAUAUAUCUUGUUAGAAAACAGCUAAUUAGCUGAAAUCUUACUACUCUCAAAGUCUUACGAUAAAUAUUUGAUCAAGAAAGCGGAAGACGCCGACUCUUAAAAGAAGGCGUCACACUUUUGCGGUUCAAGUAUGUUUUCUAAUCUAUUUCAUUCUUGAAUUCGACUUCAUUUUCCUUUCUGACUCGGUGUAAAAUCUAAAAAGACUAUGACUCUCGCUGUGAUGAAUUUUUUCCUUCUAUUUGGCCCUCCCCCGCCGUUACCCCCCUGUUGGCUCCCUUUCUUUCUAGGUACAGCUUAGAAUAACAAGCACGCCAGAAAUAACAACGGAACCUUGACCUAGUACAUGCUAAACCUCUCUAGUCAUUGAAAACUGAUAUUAUGGCUUUUAAGAUGAACAUAUUAUGUUUCUAUAGACUGCAGCUUGGCAAUAAUACAAAAAACACGGUUAUACAAUAGGCCGCUUGCUGACUUAUGGCCAAGUGGAAUACUUCACGCAAAAGAGGGGAUUUUUUAUUUCAUGCCUUUUAAUCUUUCAAUGCUAAAUCUUAGUUCAAUUCUUCAUUUCUAUUAUGAUGAUUUUGUACUGUAAUACUUGCAAAGCUUAUAACUGUUUUUCAAAGCUUCUGCUUUUCAACACUUAGAACAUCAGUAAGGGAUUUCAAAGCACCUCUUACUGUAAUGUCCACUAUAAUAUCUAUUCCAAUAAUAUCCAACACAAGUACCUGUAAUUCGUAAACUAGAUAAAUCGUGUCCCAUUGCAAAAUAAUGACUCGAACUUUUACAUUAAUUUAUUAUUUAUUAAGCGAGACGCCACUCGCGCUGCACAUGUUUCCAAGCGAUUCUGUAUGUUGAAUCUUUUGCCACCACAAAUGUGCCACAUAAAAAAGUCUUGUGUAAUUUGCCAAAAUUGGGGCGAGAGGUUUUAAAAUCCUUGAGUAGGACUGAGUGGAUAAGAGGAAAUUAAUCCUUCAAGUUUACUCGGAACAGAAAAUUAACACAGCAUUUAUGCUAUUUAAAAGAGACACCGACGUUGGGUGGUAAUGUUUGAUUGAUAAUUAAGCCUAAGGGCCCUAAGGCUACGGAAGAUUGAGGAAAAAAUCAUCGAAAAACUAAACAAAGCUACCUAAAAACGAAUUUGGAUUCAGAAUUACAUAUUAAAAAAGGCGAGUGUGUUGAAUUGAACGAAGAUGAAAGUUUGAAGAUAAACUCGAGCUUUGUAAAACAGAGAAAACACACUGUGGAUUAAUGCCAGGAAAACAGAUGAAAGCUGAUGAAAAUCCCUAAUCAGACUAACAGUUGAUAGAAAAACAAGUUGCCGCAAAACCGCAUCCCAAAUACCUUACCCACGGGGAUAAAAAAAAACCGACCAUUUGACUUGAGGGUAAAAGAAUAUCAGAUAGGCAAAAUCUCGCGACCUUCACAGAGUGUUAUCAUUCAUCACAGUGAGUAUUUACAGAACUAUCAGCCCAUUCGAGUUCUAUUUUCCGUCGUAAGGUUGUUUAAAAGGCGCUACGGAAAACAAAAAUCUUCGCGUCGCACCGCGCAAUUCCGCUUAUACGUCGUAAGUAAAGAAAAACCCUUAAUGACGACUUGGGCAGACAAGGGAAGCAGCUAUUUCCGGAUUUGCGUCUAGUGUUUCACCGCAAUAUUCAAGAGUGUCGAAAUUAUCUAGAAAGACGCGUUGUUUUUACGGCUGCAGGAAUAACAAACACGUGAUUUUGUUGUUUUAAAUGGUUUAUGAACACCUUGAUUCUAAUAAGCAGCUGGAAGUUGAUGGAAAAACAAUAACCCUCGAUUAUUUAAAAUCCACCUCAAGAUUGUGAUACCACAAGGACAACUUUCUUGAAUAGCGUCAAGAUCGUGUUACAUUUAGCUUGUAAUUUUGGUUACUGGAGAAACCACUUAAGAAAGGAACGUUUAACAAAUGUUUGAUAGAUAUUCGAGUAGUCGGAGCAAUUGAUUUUUUCCCGAGGGCUUCUUAAGAAACAGAAACUCCGAAAGAGAGGAAUCGCAUUGAAGCAGCAUGAGUAACAUAACGACCAACAACAGUGAUACGAACUAUGCCCAGUGCGACAACACAGCAAGCAUAGCAGUGCCUUUCAAAGUCUCUAUUCUUUCAUUAGUCCUCGUGGUUGGCCCGCUCACCAAUAUCCUGAUUAUAAUCCUAGUUCUUCGGUACCAGCGGCUGAAAAAGAACAUUAACUACUUGAUCGCCAACAUGGCCGUCUCUGAUCUAAUGGCUCUUCUUCUUGGGGUUCCCCAGUGGCUGGAGAUGGAGCUGUCCGGCUCCAUAUCGUGGAAGAUAACUGGCUUAUUAGGCUCCAUAACCUGUAAAGUGUUCUACUUCGUGUUUUACACCGUGCCGGUUGUAUCGCUGCUUACCCUCUUAAUCAUUUCGUUGGAGAGGUAUCGGGCGGUGACUAGGUCUAGCUGCGCCGCUCCACCAUCGCGCCGUCAGAUAGCCAUCACGAUUCUGAUCUCCUGGCUCAUUCCUUUGCUGAUGUUUAGCUCGUCGCUCCACUUUUUCGACGUGGUUUCCUAUAACGGUGUGCAGAUUUGUCGCAUGACACAUGUUUCUCUACUCACUUCACUGCAGUAUGCUAUUAUCCAAACGGUCCUCACUGUCCUUCUUUUCGUCGCUAUGCUAGCCAUCAACGUCAUGAUCCUGAAGAAGCUUCGCAUGUCUCGAUUCGCUGCGAACCUUCCUGAAAUUCAGAGAAAGAAAAGAGAAAGGCGUAUUAUCCGUGCCGUCUGUAUGGUCCUGUUUUCUCUGCUGCUCUACUCCAUCUGCCUUCUUCCUGCGAAUAUCUUGGAGCUGGUGAUAGCUGCGUAUUGGUACUACAACAAAGUUCCCAUCUCAGCCGCUUUUUGUAUCAACUGGAACGCCCUCCUUUUUGCUAUCUAUUUUCUCUUCUAUGUUAAUUUUACAGCUAGCCCGUUUAUUUAUAUUUUUUUCUUAGAGGAUUUCAAUUCUAGUGCGAAAAAGUUGCUGUGUUGUGGGACCAAAUCGUGGAAGGCUGAACAAGAGACUUUGACGGAUCAACCGCAAAUACCUACCACCCACGAAGAACUGAAAACGCUGGUAAAGCACUGUAACAACUGAACGCUGGUAAAACUGAACACCUGAACGCUGGUGAAACACUAAAACAACUGAACGUUGUGGAAACAUUGAACAACUGAACGCUGUGGAAACACUGAACAACUCAACGGUGGUAAAUAUUUUGUUUAUUCAAUUUCCACCAGUUAUACUGGUGCCAUAUCAAAAUUUGGGUGUCCUUCAUACCCACUCAGCCGACCUCUUGGGAGCCUGGGUCUAAGGGCUUUUCGAGAUCAGUGAGAAAAAAGAUUUGACCAAGCGAUCAAGGUUUUCUAACAAAUUUUGGCCGCAAGUCUCAAAUUGACAUGAAUCAGCAUAUUUUCACCAUGUUUUCAGGAGAUCAGGGAACGGGAAAACUGUAGCUCCUCUAAAUAUGGGCAUCAAUGCCCAUAUAAGGCAACACAUACGAAGGACACUAUAUGUGGGGAAUAUGUUUGAUAUGAAGGUACAACAGAGCUAGGAUCCAAACCAAGUGCCCCCUUGAGUGCAUUGUUAGUAAGCAUUGUAAGCACUGUCACUGGGGGUGGUCACUGCCAGAGGGUUUUUGAGUCCCUAGUGGUUCUUUUACGUCCCUUCGGUUCAGGUUAGUGUAGUGCAGCUUGAAGAGACGGGACCUCCGGUUUAGUGUCCUUAUCUGAGAAGACUGGAAACACGGGAGAACAACUUUAAUUCACUUUUGAAAAAAACUCGAAUAAAGGCCAACAACAGUGUAAAAAUCCCCAGUUUGGGCCAGGAUUCGAACCUGGGCCACAGCGGUGAGAGACCGACGCGCUCACACAAUGCGCCACCCGUGCUUCCAAACAACUGAACGCUAGUAAAAUAAUAUUGAACAAUUGAACGCUGGUAAAAUAAUACUGAACAAUUGAACGCUGGUAAAAUAAUACUGAACAACUGAACGCUGGUAAAAUAAUACUGAACAAUUGAACGCUGGUGAAAAACUGAGCAACUGAACGCUGGGAAACAAUGUAAUAACUGGACUCUGCUGGUGAAAAACUGAACGACUAACGCUGGUAAAACACCGAACAACUGAACUCUGGUGAAAAACAACGACUAACGCUAGUAAAACACCGAACUAGCUUAUGAAAAACUGAACGCUGGUAAGACACUGUAACAACUGAACGCUGGUAAAACACUGAACAACUGAACGCUGGUGAAACACUGAACAACUGAACGCUGGUAAAACACUGAACAACUGAACGCUGGUGAAACACUAAACAACUGAACGCUGGUAAAACACUGAACAACUGAACGCUGGUGAAACACUGAACAACUGAACGCUGGUGAAACACUGAACAACUGAACGCUGGUGAAACACUGAACAACUGAACGCUGGUGAAACACUGAACAACUGAACGCUGGUGAAACACUGAACAACUGAACGCUGGUGAAACACUGAACAACUGAACGCUGGUGAAACACAGAACUACUGAACGCUGGUGAAACACUGAACAACUGAACGCUGGUGAAACACUGAACAACUGAACGCUGGUGAAACACUGAACAACUGAACGCUGGUGAAACACUGAACAACUGAACGCUUGUGAAACACUGAACAACUGGGAUAUCCUGCAUAGGCCGAUUCUGUCGCGGUGAAUAUUCCGGAACUUCUUUUAAGGAGUACAGACAGACACCAAAAAGCCGGGUGAUACGGCUUCAAGAACAUAACAAUGAAGUUUGCUGCACCGAACCGAAAGAUUUAGUAUUAAAACAUGAAAGAGAAUGAUUCGUCACUCUGCUAUCAAGCGAAGAACAACUAUACAUAUCGAUCAAGCUAGACUUAAAGGGUAUUUGCUACGCCCUUCGGGCCAACUUUUUUUCUUUGAGUUUUAUGGGCGAAUCUCAAAUGGAAACGAUCGAUUGUUAUCAGGGAAGUGCGCACAUUAUCAAAUCGGAGGUGGAAAGGCGAAUUAAUCCAACGUUUGUCCAUACGGGGUCAAACACUGGUAAAAUAAAAAAGUUUUGGGUUAGACUGUUAGAAGAUUCUAAUGAAGCAUCAAAUCAAAAUAAGUUAUAUAACUUAGCAAUUUCUGUAGAUAGUUUAAACAGUUUCACUGGAAGUGGAAGGGAAGUGGGAAGUGCGCACAUUAUCAAAUCGGAGGUGGAAAUGCGAACUAAUCCAACGUUUGUCCAUACGGGGUCAAACACUGGUAGAAAUAAAAAAGUUUUGGGUUAGACUGUUAAAAGAUUCUAAUGAAGCAUCAAAUCGAAAUAAGUUAUAUAACUUAGCAAUUUCUGUAGAUAUUUUAAACAGUUUCACUUAGACUGUCUAAGAUUUAUAAGAUUUAUGAAGCAACAAGCCAAAAAUUGUUGUAAUACGCGUAGUGUAGUUCAAGAUAUAGGUCGAAUUUCACAAAUGUACAAAUUAAUAGUGUAGGUAUAAACGAGGCGUUGUUUCUAGACAUAUUCCAUUGCCAUGUAGACGCCACAUAUUGCCAACGCUUUGUAAAUAAGGCCUAGAUUAAAUGGCUUGGCAGAGCAUAGUCUAGCCGCUUUAGUUAAGUUAAUCAGGGGCCGGUUCCUGAAAGGCCGAUUAACUAACCCUCGAUCAGCGCCUAAUCCCGGGUUAAAAUUCGCUAAUCGUAGGUUAGCUAACCGACGGAUAACUCACCGUUAUUGAAAGCCAAGUAAUCCCCCGAAUUACUAACCCUGGAUUAAACGAGUGAAAAACUAGUUUGAGGAGCAAAAUUCACACAGGGUACCCAGUAUAUCAACAGAAAGCAACUUAAAUUUACCUUUGGUGAUUUUAUUUUCGCAGAAAAGCCCCAAAACACCUCUACAUCACCUGUAAUUACCUCCAUUUCAUGGCCAAAAAAUUGUCAUUUGCAGGAUUCGAGUUGGUGCGUGACACUAGCCAGACAGAUUCAUUUCAAGUAUAAAUUUCAUGUAACUUUCUGUCUGUCCCAGCACAAUUUUCAAGUCAGCAUCGCAACAAAGGUCACAUAAUAAAGCGAAAUGUUAGGAUAUUUGAUCCCUACAUUGUUUUGUGUAACGUCUUUUUUGUCGACAACUUUAUUUUAUGAAGCUUUAGUUCUACUACAAAGUUUGGGAGGCCUGUGUUACGCCAACUAAACAGUGGGUUAGCGAGUUAACCCACCUCGCGAGCAGGGUUAGAUUUUACCUCCAAACUGACCCAGAGUUAGCGCUAACCAGCGUUUCGGGAACGGAACUAAUCUGGGGGUAAAAAUCUAAUCGUGAGUUAGGGCAAAUUUAACCCUGGGUAAGCGCUAAUCGGCUUUUCAGGAACCGGCUCCUGAUAACGCGACGUUUGAUAGCACGCCGUUAAUUGCGCAAGAAAUUGGAUUAUUGAGGGAGUCAAAACCCUACGGUUACUGUGGUCGAGCCUCGGCACUAGGACGAGGACGGUGCAACUGUGGCGCGCCUUUAGUGAGUGAUAUAAAGGAAUAACCAAACACAA